This is a messenger RNA of Meloidogyne enterolobii, 1251 nucleotides long. The record is from the annotation of a GenBank genome assembly. NCBI's taxonomy places the organism in Eukaryota, Metazoa, Nematoda, Chromadorea, Rhabditida, Meloidogynidae.
AUGAGCUAUCAAGGAUCUUCAUCAAUUAGUAAUGGCAGAAGAUAUGAUGAUGUAAGAAAAAUUCCAAUUCCUUCAAAAUACCACAAAAGUAGUAAAAAAGACGGAAAAGAAGAAUCAAGACAUUCAACAAAUUUAAAUUAUUUACAUGGAGGAAGCAAUUCUACUUCUGCCCAAAAACCAAAUUCUUCAUCUUCGUUAGGUUUUGAAUCUCGAAAUGAGUCUUUAAGUUUACAACUUGCUGCUGCUCAAUCUCAAGUAAUUCGUUUGGAGACUGAACUUUCAAACACAAACACUGCUAAAUCUUAUGCGGAAAGUAGACUUUUGACAUUACAAAGGGAAUAUAAUGCUGUUGUUAAAAGGAAUGCUGAAAUUGUUGAGGUAAUGAAAACAUUAGAGAUUGGAGUAGAAACACUUCAACAAGAAAAAGUUGCUCUAGUUUCUGAAAGAGAUGAAUUAAAAGCAAAAUUGGAUGCUUCAGAAAAUAAUUCGAGAAUGUUAAGUGAACAAGUGACGUUUUUAAAUGAAAGAAAUUCUACACUUUCUAAAAAAUGUGUUGAUUUACUUGAUGGAUCUAAAGAAUUUCGAGAAAAAGCUACAAUUUAUGAAGAUGAAUUAAAACGAAUUAAACCUCGUUAUGAAGAAAUGGAGGCAAAUUUUGAUGCAAUAAAUGAAAAGAAUAGAAAUUAUGCAACAAGGAUUAAUAUGUUUGAAAUGAGGGAGCGUAUUUGGAUUAAAGAAAAAACAGAAAUGGAAGAAAGGCAAAAACAAAAUGCUGAAAAUUGGCAAAAAAUAAUUGCUGACAUUCGGGCAAAACACGAAACAGAAAUAACAAAAAUUAGACAACAACAACAACAGCAGCAACAACCAAUGGUUAUGGGGAUUUCGAAAGCAGAAAAGGAUAAUGUGGAUAGACAUUCUGUAAGUUUUUUGGAUUUUUGUAUAGGCAAAGAAGUUUGUUUACAAUUUUUAUUCUUUUUUACGAAAACGGAGACAAUAUUUGUACACAAAAAUUCUCUUUUCCUAGUAGUAGUCCCUAUUCAUCAAGAUUCAAUUUGUUUUCAUUUUUGUUUACGCAUAUAUAAAUUAAACCAGUUUAUAUUAACUAUAAGUAGAAUAUUAUCAAUAUCUAUAUCCUUUCACCCCCCCCCCAUCCCCCCCCCAUCUUUUUUCCUCAAUCCAUGGAAAAAUGUUAGGAAAAGAAUUAUCAAAAAUCAAGACUUUUUUAUACUUUGCUGUAGAAUUCCUAAAUAA